AUGGAUGAAGAGAGGGAAAAGGGUAAAGAGGUGCCAGCGGCAGGCGGUGAGAGCGAGAGCAAGAGCGAGGAGGCGAGUAGCAGCGAGGAGGAUGCGCCGAGCGUGGUAAGGGAAGGGGAGGACGAAGAGGAGGAAGAAGCGCGGGAUAUUGGACGACAACGCUCCACAAAGGGGAAGGACAGCGAAAAAGAGCAGCCAAACGCUUCCAAGUGGCAGGCCUGCAAGAACUUCGCGCGCUCCCUCAAAGACCCCAAGAAGCUGCUUCGCAGGAAGCCUCGUCCAUUGGAAAUUGAGAUCAAUAAUUGGGUGGUGAACAAGGCAAAGGGCUACCCCAAGAACCGCUUCACCACGUCCAAGUACACGUGGUGGUCGUUUGUUCCCAAGACCAUCUACGAGCAGUUCCGCAAGUUCUCCAACUGCUACUUCCUCCUCGUCAUCAUCAUCCAGUUCAUUCCCGCCCCGCAGCUUCUACUGCUUCGCUUGACUCUCACCACCAUCCUGUGGGUGCAUGGAAUGCAGGGCAUGUCUCCGUUCAUCCCGGUGGCCAGCGUCAUUCCACUGGCGUUCGUCAUCCUCAUCUCCGCUCUACGCGAGCUUGUAGAGGACAUCUUUCGCCACAUCGAAGACAGGAAGAACAAUCGAAUAUUGUAUCGCAUGCUCCGUGACCCUGCGGAGGGCUGGCGAGAGACGCGGUCGCAAGACUUGACGGCGGGCGACAUCGUGCAAGUGAACGAUGCGCAGCAGAUCCCGGCCGACAUGGUGUUGCUCUCCUUGUCGCAUCCCAAGGGCUCGUGCUACAUCACCACGGCCAACCUUGAUGGUGAAACAAACUUGAAGCUGCGCAGCGCGUUGGAUGUGACGGCGAGGCUCGGGGUGGACGAGGAUCAAAUGCUAAAGCUGCGCGGGCUGGUGGAAGCUGAGGCACCGAACGAGCACAUCUACCACUUCAUCGGGCGGUACGCCAUGCCGGGGGACACCAAGACCUCCGACCAGGGCACUGAAGACGAGAUCGAAAUGGGCGAGCUCAACAAGUCCGAACCGGGCACGAGUGAGAGGAAAGUGUUUCCUCUCGGCAACGAUCAGCUGCUCCUGAAGGGCUCGCAGCUUCGCAACACGGAUAGCGUCUACGGCCUCGUCGUCUACGCAGGGAGGGAUACCAAGCUGGCGCUCAACUUGCACAAGCCGCCCAGCAAAAUGUCCACAGUCGACCGUACCCUCAACGUGUGGGUACUGGCCAUCUUUGUGGUGCUCGCCUGCCUGGUGCUGCUGCUCGCCAUGGGCAGCAUCAUCUGGGAUAAUGACGACCGGGGUCCGAUGUGGUAUGUGGACAACCCCUACAGCGUCGGGGUCUACUUCAUCAGGAACGUGGGGACCUAUCUUAUCCUCCUCUCCAACUUUGUGCCCAUCUCGCUGUGGGUGACGAUCGAGCUCAUCAAGGUGGGCCAGUCCAAGUUCAUGACGUGGGACAACCACAUGCGAUCAGAGGAAGGACUGCCCAUGCGAGUCAAGACCAGCAACCUCAACGAAGACCUCGGCCGCAUCCAACACAUUUUCACCGACAAAACGGGCACACUGACGGAGAACGUGAUGGAGUUUGCCAAGUGCUCCAUCGACGGAGUCAAGUACGUCGAGGCGCGCUACGAAGCGAGCAGCAAGCGACGGAAGAGCCAACUCCAGCAGUCCGGCGGUCAGCCCGCCGAGCUGGGCUCUGACGUCUCCUCCGUGGGCGCCACUGGAGAGGACGCGGAGAAGACCAUCGGGCCGGUCGGCAAAGUCAUACAGGGUCUCUUGCCGGAGGAACUGGAGGAGCACCCCGUGUACAAUUUUCUGCAAGUUCUCACCCUUUGCCAUGCCGUCGUCCCCGAGCGAGACAAGAGCACCGACCAGCUCAUCUAUCGAACGCCGUCUCCGGAUGAGAAGGCGCUGGUGGAGGCUGCGCAGAAGAACGGAUUCACCCUCCUGCAGCGCACCACCGACCACCUGACCGUCGAAGAAUUCGGCGAGCCGGUGACCUACGAGGUGUUGGCCACCCUCAACUUUGACGCCGCGCGGAAGCGCAUGUCAGUGAUCGUCCGCAGUCCGCACACCAACAAGGUGUACCUCAUGGUGAAGGGCGCCGACGACGCCGUCUACCAGCGUCUGGCCGACAACGACGCCAACGCCAGCCGAAAGGACGUGACGGCCAACCACCUCCAGCGCUUCGCGCGUACCGGCCUGCGUACGCUGGUGGUCGCGUAUCGCGAGAUCGACGAAGAGGAGUACAUUGCCUGGAAGGCGAGCUACGACGAAGCCUACACCGCCAUCGAAAAUCGAGAGGAAAUGUUGAACGCGACGUACGAGACUAUCGAAGACGGUCUCACCCUGUUGGGCUGCACUGCCAUCGAGGACAAGCUCCAGGACAAGGUCCCAGAGACCAUCGAAUUCCUUCUCCAGGCCGGGAUCAAGAUCUGGAUUCUAACGGGCGACAAGCAAGAAACGGCGAUCGAGAUCGGGCACUCGACCAACCUGCUCAAGAGGGGCAUGAAGCUGAUCACGAUCAACGCCCACUCCAAGGAGGCGUGCAGGGACAUGAUCCAGCGCGAGCUCGUCGCCUACGGCCUCAAGACUGCCGAACAGAUCGAGCAGGACAACCAGCGACGGGACGCCGGCAAGAAGCAGCGGUUCGUGUGGCUGCGCAAGUGGCUUCACAGGCACCUUGGCCGGCGCAAGCCCAAGCCACAGGAACCGGUGUCGCUGGUGAUCGACGGCGAGACGCUGAGCUACGCUCUGCGCGAGGACGUGCUCGAAGACUUCAUCCUCCUCACCAAGAUCUGCCACUCAGUGUCGCUGGUGGUGCGGUCGAUCAAGAAGGGCGAGGGCAGGAUCUGCCUGGCCAUCGGCGACGGAGCCAACGACGUGUCAAUGAUUCAAAAGGCACACGUGGGCGUGGGCAUCUUUGGCAAGGAGGGAAACCAAGCGGCUCGAGCCGCCGAUUACGCCAUCCACCAGUUCAAACACCUCAAGCGACUGUUGUGCGUACACGGGCGGAAAAACUACAUCCAAGCCACGGGCCUGGUCCAGUUCUUCUUCUACAAGAACAUCUCCUACAACCUGCCGUUCGUGUGGUACUCCUUCUUCAACGGGUUCUCAGCCCAGAGUGUUGAUGUUGGUGCCGUGUGGAAUUCCACACAAAAGACGAUAUACGAUUCGUGGGUGAUCGGCUGCUUCAACGUGUUCUUCACGUCGCUGCCGCCCCUGUGCUACGGCGUGUUCGAGCGCGACCUCCGGGACGAAACGAUCGACAAGUACCCGCAGCUCUACCGCCGCCUGCAGAAGGGCCAGCUCUUCACGCCCCUCACCUUCCUCUCCUGGCUGGCCGACGCCGUGUGGGAGUCCUUGGUGGUGUUCUUCGCCGUCUACUUCAUGUUCCAGAACGACGUGCUGCUGAGCGAUGGCGAAACGCUGGACUUGUGGUCGUUUGGCAUUUUCGUGGGGACGUUCAUUACCAUGUUCAUCAACUUCCGCCUGUUCCUCUACACCAAUGAAUGGAACUGGCUCACGCAUGUCAUCAACUGGCUGACGAUUGGGUUCUACUGGGUCUUCAUGCCGGUCUACGCCACGUUCAACUUCACGCCCUACUUCACCAACCUGCACGGCGUCUUCUUCAUGUCUGGGCGAACCGCUUCGUUCUGGUUCCUCUUCCUCGGCACGGGCGUCGUUGCGCUCCUCCCCGACGUGGUGGCCAAAUACGUGCGGCACAUCUACUUCCCGGAUGACUGGGUGAUCCUGCGGGAGGCCGAGAGAAUCAAGCCGCCGCCCGACGGCAAGUGGCGCAAGCGGUGGCACGCGCUCUCGCGAACACGACCCUAUCGCGGUGAUGCCAGCACCACCACUCACAACGACGCCCACGAUGGUCACUGA
Molecule: messenger RNA, 3900 nt
Organism: Acanthamoeba castellanii str. Neff
Lineage: Eukaryota; Discosea; Longamoebia; Acanthamoebidae
Product: phospholipidtranslocating P-type ATPase
Exons: 25
Coding region: 1-3900 (1299 amino acids)
Biological process (GO): phospholipid translocation
Cellular component (GO): plasma membrane
Molecular function (GO): ATP binding; magnesium ion binding; ATP hydrolysis activity
Source: RefSeq, a predicted model, not a curated record